Pyricularia pennisetigena is the source of this 1113-nucleotide messenger RNA. RefSeq lists its product as uncharacterized. Bases 1 to 1113 code for a protein of 370 amino acids. Gene Ontology annotation, biological process: 3'-UTR-mediated mRNA stabilization. NCBI's taxonomy places the organism in Eukaryota, Fungi, Ascomycota, Sordariomycetes, Magnaporthales, Pyriculariaceae. Gene Ontology annotation, cellular component: cytoplasm; nucleus. The transcript is spliced from 3 exons. The record is from RefSeq and is a predicted model, not a curated record. Gene Ontology annotation, molecular function: mRNA 3'-UTR AU-rich region binding.
AUGGUGGCAACAGAAGCUAUGGCCAACGAGCUUGCUGAAGGCAUUGAUGGCCUCAAGGUCAGCGACGAUGAACCACGUCUUGGCCCGGACGGGGAGCCCGCGCCCAAGACAGAUGAGGAGUAUGCUCAGGCCCAACUUACCGUGAGGGCCAUUGUGUCAUCCAAGGAGGCCGGCGUAAUCAUCGGCAAAGGGGGAAAGAAUGUUGCCGAUCUCCGUGAUGAGACGGGGGUCAAGGCCGGUGUUAGCAAGGUCGUUCAGGGCGUGCAUGAUCGCGUUUUGACCAUCACAGGCGGAUGCGAGGCCAUAUCCAAGGCGUAUGCCGUCGUGGCUCGCGCCCUCCUGGAAGGUGCACCUUCUAUGGGCAUGGGAGGCGUCGUCUCCAACAAUGGAACCCAUCCCAUCAAGCUACUCAUUUCUCACAACCAGAUGGGCACCAUCAUCGGCAGGCAAGGCCUUAAGAUCAAGCACAUUCAAGAUGUCUCUGGUGUCCGCAUGGUCGCACAGAAGGAAAUGCUUCCCCAAUCGACGGAGCGCGUCGUGGAGGUUCAGGGCACACCAGAAGGUAUUCAGCGUGCGGUCUGGGAGAUCUGCAAGUGUCUGAUUGACGAUUGGCAGCGAGGCACCGGCACUGUGCUCUACAACCCUGUUGUCCGCACGCAGCCGGCGGGCGCGACGCAAAUGGGAAGCAGUGGGGCCGGUUAUGGCACAUCCAACAGGGGCGACUACAGCUCUCCUAGGGUCACACGAACGGGUAACGGCGCUGACUUUAGCAACGGCGGUGGUCGUUCCUACAACAGACGCUCAGAUUCAGACGCAGCAAACCGUGGCCCACCAACCCAUGAUGAGAACGGUGAAGAAAUUCAAACGCAGAAUAUUAGUAUCCCGGCGGACAUGGUUGGCUGCAUUAUCGGCCGUGGGGGUAGUAAAAUCAGCGAAAUUCGCAAGACUUCCGGUGCUCGCAUAUCAAUUGCCAAGGCCCCUCACGAUGAGACGGGCGAGCGCAUGUUCACCAUCAUGGGCUCCGCCAAGGCUAACGAGACGGCGCUCUUUCUUCUGUAUGAGAACCUCGAGGCCGAGAAGAUGCGUCGGAGCCAGAUGACCUCCCCAGAGUAG